UUUGUCAGUUUGUUUAUGAAUUUCCCUCCUUGUUGUCCCCAGGGCACCCUGCUGAGUCUGGACAACCCCCUGUCUGCUCGUGUGCGGAACCUGGUGCAACACAUCCGCAGUCAGAGGAGCAGGUUUAUGAAGCUGACGAUCGUGAGACAGCGAGACAAGUUGGAGCCGUGGUUCCAGCACUUCCUGGUGGAGGACAAGGGUCUGUAUGGGGGGGCAUCGUACGUGGACUUCCUCUGCCACAUGCACAAGGAGAUCAGAAACCUCCUCAGCUGAGGCCCGACUUAAGACUGAUCUUAAGACUUUGUGUACAUUUCUUCAUCUUAAAGUCUCCCUGCCUGCAUCUGACCAUGUCAACUUGGAGAAUAGCAGAACAGAGCUUUGACAUAACAGGCAACAUGUUGCGUUGAUGAAGGUUAGACAUCAAGGUAAACUAACAUACUCAUUGGAAAUUCGAACUCUACUAUUACGGAGGAUAAUUUCUGGACGUUUCGAGUGAGAUCCACCACUCUUCUUCUGGAAAUUAUUGUCCAUAAUUUAUCCAGUAGUAGAGUUAGAUUUUGAGUCUACUUGUUGGAAAUUGCCACAAAGUGUUACAGAGGGUUUUUCAAAUUACCUGGUCACUGUUAGUUCUUUACUUAUGGUAAGUUGUCUUUGGGCUAUCAGCAGUCAGUGUCUUCCUUCAUAUGAAAGGAGCAAUUUUGGGGGAGGGGGUUGGAUUUUGGGCAAAUACAAUAAAUAUUCAGGCAAAAAUACAAUAUGCAAUAUACAUGUACCAGUAUGUGCUACGGCAACCAUAAAGUUGAGUUAAUGUGGCCUACUUUUAAAACUAGACCCAGGAAACUUGAAAUGUAUCCUGUACAGAUCAUUUUGACACAAUUGCGUGUUGCCAAAUAUGUGUCCAACACAAGUGUGUUGAAACUUGUAAAUGGCUACAAAUGUAUCAAUUCUACAAGCUGACAUGGUCAGAUGUAGCAAGGCCUGCUCCUAUAGACAAGACAGAGGCACCAAAUGUCAAAUGAUGCGGUUUUAGGGGAAAAAGUUGCCUCUGUAAGAAAAGUGUUGAAAGUGACAAUAAAGUAAAAAUGUAAACUGAAAUUCUACGCAUAUUUUACAUUGGAAAUAACAAUAAAUGCUCCAUUUUGACUGUCUGUAUACAAUUGAACAUGUAAUAUUAACUUCGACUAUUGUUUAAACUACUUCAACAUUAUUAAAUGCCAGUUCUGCUUCUGUCCAUACUUUAACUUAGGUACAAGAUAAUUAUUGAUAUUUUACCAUGAUAUUACAAUAUUUGAUAUUUUCUGUACAUUCUGUAAGCCAGCUAGCAGUACAACGUCAUGUUUGGGCCCUUUCCCUCAAAAAUAACUGACAUGUGGACACUACAACUUACAAGUCCUUUACUAGCCUGGAGUCCAGCCUGGUUAGCUUUGGUCCGCUCCCCAAGAGCCGCUCCCCGCCAACAAGACUGGGUGCCAUUACCAUUUAAACAAUUCCAGCAGGCCCACGUAAUGAACUAGUAAUGGCGAGAUAGCAGAUCUUGGGGAGCUGACCAAAGCUAACAAGGCUGGACUCCAGGCUAGUCCUUCACUGCUUCAAGCUACACUUAAUUAUUUCAUUGGUUCUCAAUCCUAAACUGCAGAAGGUCAGCAUUCAAUGUACAUGAAAACAGCCUGAGGGGAAAGCCUGUACCUUGGCUCACACAGGGAGUGAGAAUAUAAUCAGGGUAACGUUUUUCUCCCAGCUUUGUUUUCUUGUUCAUCUUUUUAAAUGAAAGAGAACCAAGGAAACAAAUUGAUGUGGCCUUUAUGGGUCUUCUAUGCUUCUGUGGGCUUUCACAGAAAACAGAGUUGUAGAGAAUCAGUUGUGGUACAAUCUUAUGACAUGCAAUUUAGUAUCAGUUGGAAUUUAUUUCAUUUAAACUUGAGCGAAAUAAAACUUGAUCAGACUUUUUCCUCCUGUUGUGCCUCUCCUUUCUCCCUCUCUAAGCCUCACACACCUUGAGUUUUCUUCUUACCCUUAAUCCAACUAUUUAGUAGAAUGCUGUACAAUAUGUUGUUAAGAUGCCCUUAUGUGGAAAGAAAUGUUAUAUUGUAGACAGCUGUCUCCUGUAGGUAUUUGACUAAGGCCAAACCAUUUUAUUUGCUGGUUUUUAGACAAAAAAAAGAUAAUGAUGAAAACAGGCUUGAAUCAGAAGAUCCCAGAACCAACAAAUUGUUUUGGAAUGGCCUUGUCUCACAGUUGCCAUGCAUGAAAUGGGAAAAAUUUUGUCAUAAUUAUUUCAAAUAAUUAAGUCCAGUUAUUUUCAAUGUUUUUUUUUUCUUUUUUGCUUGGACAAUGUUUGUCCACACAAAGGCAUUAUGGGAAGCCAGCAAAGCAUGCUGGGUAGGUCGUCAUGUGUAAAUACAAUCUGCCAAUAAUUUAGAGUUAAGCAUCUGUGCUGAUUUGGCACUUUAGUUAUGUUUCUGAGAAUUGUUCAUAAUGUUAAGUAUAACCUAACAAUGUGUAAACUGUAUUAUAUUAAUAGCUUUACCUUGUGUAGCCUCUACCAG
Molecule: messenger RNA, 2546 nt
Organism: Branchiostoma belcheri (Belcher's lancelet)
Lineage: Eukaryota; Metazoa; Chordata; Leptocardii; Amphioxiformes; Branchiostomatidae
Product: protein transport protein Sec24C-like
Exons: 2
Coding region: 16-273 (85 amino acids)
Biological process (GO): COPII-coated vesicle cargo loading
Cellular component (GO): COPII vesicle coat; endoplasmic reticulum exit site
Molecular function (GO): zinc ion binding; SNARE binding
Source: RefSeq, a predicted model, not a curated record